Parasteatoda tepidariorum (common house spider) is the source of this 1083-nucleotide messenger RNA. Its product is annotated as sn-1-specific diacylglycerol lipase ABHD11. NCBI's taxonomy places the organism in Eukaryota, Metazoa, Arthropoda, Arachnida, Araneae, Theridiidae. The record is from RefSeq and is a predicted model, not a curated record.
AAUUAGCGAAAAAAAGUUCUAAUUGCUUAGGUGCUUUUCGUCUAAAUAUCUCUUUUUAAUACUUUUCAUCCAUGUUCCCGUGUGGUUUAAUGUAAUAUUUGGUAAAAUUUUGUAAAGUAAAAUGGAAAUAGACUUAACAGAAAAGUAUAAGCCGGUAAAGUUGGAAUAUACUUCAUUUUCAACAUCAGAUUCAACGGAAUCAGGCCGGGCUCCAAUUAUUUUAAUACAUGGGCUAUUUGGUAAUGUGUCGUCAUGGAACCGUGUAAAGUCUGAAAUAAGUAAGAUGUCAAAAAGAAAGGUAUACUCUGUAACUCUUCGAAAUCACGGAGAAAGUGAGUACACAGAGGAAUUUACGCUAAAGCACAUAACCUCAGAUCUCCUGCAAUUUAUGCGAGACCAAGACAUCAAUCGAGCUAUCUUGUUUGGUCACAGUAUGGCAGGAAGAGCAUGUAUUGAAUUAGCUCUCUUAAAGCCUGAAAUGGUAGAAAAAUUAGUUAUUGAAGAUAUUGUAAUUAGUGAUAUACCAAAUGAACUAAUUUAUAAUUUAAAGAGUAUGAUGUCUGGCAUGAAAAAAAUUGUGUCUAAUUUGCCAGUAUACAUGAAUCUUAAUGAUGCGCACCUUAUGGUGAGUCGUUUCAUGCUGAAACAUGUAGUUCAGUUUGCUGCUAAUAGAGUGUCAUAUGAUGUAGAGAAGACACUGCUAUUUAAAAAGAAUGAGAAAAAUGGUUCAUUUGAGUUCUGCAGUAAUGUUGAUGUACUUUUGAAAAGUCUUGAUUCGAUACAUCUUUAUUCGAAUGACCUUUCAGUCGCCACUGUUUUUCCGGGAAAAGCGCUAUUUUUAAAAGGACAGUACUCACUUAUGCCCGUAGAGAAGGACAAAAAUUUGAUUCUGAAACAUUUCCCUCGUGCAGAAUUUUCAGUUGUAAAAGGAGCUUUUCACUGCAUACAUGCUGAGAAUCCUGCAGAAUUCAUCAGAGUUGUAACUAAAUUUCUGAUGUCUUAGAUUUUAUUUACUAACAUUUGUACAAUUUAUUAUUUCUCAUUUUUAAAUAUCAUAUAGUAAAAAUAAACAUUUAGAUUCUA